Molecule: messenger RNA, 1041 nt
Organism: Glarea lozoyensis ATCC 20868
Lineage: Eukaryota; Fungi; Ascomycota; Leotiomycetes; Helotiales; Helotiaceae
Product: Carbohydrate phosphatase
Exons: 4
Coding region: 1-1041 (346 amino acids)
Biological process (GO): phosphatidylinositol phosphate biosynthetic process; inositol metabolic process; signal transduction
Molecular function (GO): inositol monophosphate 1-phosphatase activity
Source: RefSeq, a predicted model, not a curated record
AUGACGUAUACAUUGAGCAAAUCCGAGCUCGAAGAGAUCUAUAAUUUUGCUCUGGAUCUAGGGAGAAGAGCUGGGCAAAUCCUGAUUGAAGGGGUUGAUAAGAGGACGGGGGAAGCGAGUGGGAGGGGAGAUAAUGUGGAAGUGGAAAAGGUGAAUGCGGUUGAUAUCGUCACACAGACAGAUUUGGAUGUGGAAGCCUUCGUAAAAGACGAAAUAACCAAGAAAUAUCCCUCCCACUCCUUCAUAGGCGAAGAAACCUACUCAUCCGGCUCCUCAAAAGAAUACUUAAUCAAAGACGACCCAACAUGGUGUGUCGAUCCACUCGAUGGGACAGUAAACUACACACAUCUGUUCCCCAUGUUCUGCGUCUCAAUCGCCUUAGUCCUGAACGGCAUGCCCGUCGUAGGCGUCAUAUAUCAGCCCAUGUUAGAUACAACAUAUAGCGCAUACACGGGUGGAGGAGCAUGGCAAGAUGACUCCCACCCCCUCAAACCUCGCCGUCCCCUCCCGUAUAUAACCAAUCCCACAUCCCCUCUCCCCCCUAACGCACCCAGCGGCUGCAUCUUCGCCUGCGAAUGGGGUAAAGACCGUCGUGGCGACACGCCUACCUCCGCGCUCUCGAAAAAGGUAACAUCCUUCCUAAACCUCGCAUCUGAACUCAACUCCCGCGAUGGAAAAGGUGGAAUGGCACAUGGAAUCCGCUCUCUCGGAUCCGCGACGCUGGAUCUCGCGUAUGUGGCCACCGGCGCGUUUGAUAUCUGGUGGGAGGGCGGGUGUUGGGAGUGGGAUGUUGCGGCGGGGAUAUGUAUAUUAAGGGAGGCGGGCGGGUUAGUUACGACUGCGAAUCCACCGGCGGAUUGGGAGACGUGUAGAGUGCCUGAAGUAGUGUUGGGAGGGCGACUGUAUUUGGCGAUUAGGCCGGCGGGGGGUGGGAAGGGUGAGAGCGGGAGGGAGGGACAGGAAAGGGUCGUUAGGGAGGUUUGGAAGAGAGUGGAGACAUUGGAGUAUGGAAGACCUGGGUUUGAGGUGAAAAUGAAAUAG